This is a messenger RNA of Spirodela intermedia, 3688 nucleotides long. NCBI's taxonomy places the organism in Eukaryota, Viridiplantae, Streptophyta, Magnoliopsida, Alismatales, Araceae. The record is from the annotation of a GenBank genome assembly.
AUGGCGAAGGAAAUCUCCAACGGGGUGAAUCAUGGAACGUCGAAGCCACCUCCGACACCUUCACCUCUGCGUAACUCGAAGUUCUCUCCGGAAAGUUUGGAGCUCCCUUCUCUUUUCUCUUCCUCUUUUUGGAUGGACCUUCAUCUUCUCUGCUUUGUAUGCUUUCUAAUGCAGCCUCGGCAUAUUUUUACGACAACUUUACUCUGAUCGACGUCAGCGGAUCAUAACCCUCCUCCGUUGCAUGCUGAAAUAAGGCACUUGUGAGCCUUAAGAAACAUUUUUCUUAGGCCCUAAUUUUAGCAAAAAAAAAUCUAGUGCAGGAUGUUGCCCGGUUGGUGAUACUUUCCUUUUGGUUAAAAUCGAAUUUUCUAUAAUGAUUGGAAUCUUUUUUUCGUAACGACAGUCAAACUACUCGAUCCAGUAUUAGGGAUUGCUUGAAAGUUAUUUUUUGGUGAAUGUCUUUGAGAAUGAAUGGUUGCUCAUUUUCUAUAACACAACAUGCAUUGUGUGAUUGAUUGCUUUUGGCAUUUAGGCAAAACAUUCUGUCUCAUUCUCAGUUGGAUAUCCCUCAUGUUAUGUGGCGAACCGCUUAGGAUAUGAACCCAUUUGGAGCAAUAUAAUUUAAUAAUUCACAGAAGAUUUUCUUCUGUUUUUUCUUUCUCGGAUGAAUGCCGAGCUGAUGAGUCAACUCUGGUUAUUGGAUCCCUGCGACAGUUUGAGCUUUGGGUGAUGACAAACAACCGUUUUUGCAUCAUGUCCGCAGGCCAAUUUGAGAAUCUUGGUUACGGGGGGAGCUGGAUUCAUCGGAUCCCAUUUGGUGGACAGACUGAUGGAAAAUGAGAAAAAUGAGGUGGAUUUCUUCAUCAAGCUGUUUCCUUGUUCUAUUAGAUCUUACCUAAAGGCAUUUUUAUUGUGAGAAACUGGAAGAUAAAGUUACAACCGAUCAACGAUCUGAAGUUCUUUGGACAUUCAAAGUUCUGGUUCUAACAGUGAUGUGGAUGUUUUCGCCCUCCCCCCUAAAUAUCCACAGGUGAUUGUUGCCGAUAAUUUUUUCUCUGGUUCAAAGGACAACCUCAAGAAGUGGAUUGGGAAUCCAAGAUUUGAGCUCAUUCGGCAUGGUAUUAAUGAAGUACUUAAUGUACUUCUUUUUAAUCUCGCAUCAAAUCAUCUUCCUUGAUUCUCUUGCGAUCGAGGGAACUGGUGAAGCCCCUUUCUGUAUGCCGUCAUUCAAAAAAUGUCUUCUAAACAGACUGCACAGAUAUAUUCAUGAUCCUCUAACAUUGAGUCAGUUAAAAUUUAUUGAAUUAUCAAGGCCAAGGCAUUGACAUAUGUGCUCAAGUAUUUUCCAUCCUCUGUUGCAGAUGUCACUGAGACUUUGCUUGUAGAGGUUGACCGAAUCUAUCAUCUGGCCUGCCCUGCUUCUCCGAUUUUCUACAAAUAUAAUCCUGUGAAGGUGCGCAUCUCGUUUUAUAUUUCUGUGAAAUUUAAUCACUUUUAACCUUGUCAUUUUCAUGGUUGACCUUCUAUCUUCAACUCAUCUGUGUCUUUGGCAUUAUCUGGACUCCAUCAGUAUCUAUAUCCGGAAUUCACCUAUGCAGCUGGGUCAUUUCCAAAUAAAAGCAUUUUCUAUCUUAUAUAGUGAGAGUAUGCCGUGAUUUUAGUCAAAUGCAAGCACGCCACCCAUCGCUUUCAGUCUCCUGGAUCAUUUCCUUAUUUCCAUUUUAUUUCCUUAUUUUCUUGGUCCAAUUUCCUUCAGUUUGGACAAAAAUCUCAGUUGAAUGAUGCCCAAAAGUUUGUGAAACCCCUGAAAUUUAUUACGGGUAGGUGGUUUUUUGCUCUAUGACAGCACUGAUCGGUCCCUCGUGACUGUCGCCAUCCGAAGUUAAUGUGGGUGCAAUAUCGCUCAUUCUUUCUUGUUAGAUGCGUUAAAUGGAUCCGCAAUCUUUAAAUUCGUCCUUGAAGUCGAAGGGUUUAUAUUCCUCCAUCCAUUCCUGUCUGCAUGGCACUGUUUUAAUUCUUUGCUUCAUAGCCUCCACUUCUUCUCGUCUACAUUUAAUUAAUUUGAUUCGGUGAAUGCCCUAUGCGACAGACAAUAAAGACGAACGUAAUCGGCACAUUGAACAUGCUGGGUCUCGCAAAGAGGGUUGGAGCAAGGUGAGAACCCUAAUCUGUUCUGAAAUUAGAAUUUUUAUCCGGAAAAAGGUUUUAACCCGCUGGCAUUUUGCUUGCCACAGGAUUCUUCUCACGUCAACCUCAGAGGUAUAUGGCGACCCUCUUGAGCACCCUCAGACAGAGGAGUAUUGGGGCAACGUCAAUCCCAUCGGUAUCUCUACUGACUCAUUUUUGGUUUCUCAUUAAACCUUAUUCUGCAUGCUCUUGAGACAAUGAGCGUGUAGAUAAAGAUCAGUACCGUGGUUUGUUUUCUAUUUUGAAUGAAGUUUUAAUUAAAUAAAUGUGAAUUAAUAAAUUUAUUGUUUAAUCCAAAUGAAAUCCAUUUUGAUGUUUUUUAUGUAUGUAAUGUGUAUUUCUCUCUGCGGGUGAUUUUUUCUGUGUAAUGCAGGAGUAAGAAGUUGCUACGACGAGGGGAAGCGUGUGGCAGAGACCUUGAUGUUUGAUUAUCAUCGGCAGCAUGGAGUUGGUAAAACUCCGGGCCUUACACCGUUCCCCAGCUUCUUAUUAUAUUUCUAAUUGUGGGGUUUAAUCACUGACCACGUCCAGUUUUUGGAAAGCUCAUCCAUAAUUAAUUACACCAUAUCGCUGCACUGUAGAUGCUUAAUUCGUGUACAAUCUUCUUAAACCACUUCUCAAUCCCUCAUCAGAAAUCCGAAUUGCGAGGAUUUUCAACACCUACGGGCCACGCAUGAACAUCGAUGAUGGCCGCGUGGUCAGCAACUUCAUAGCUCAAGCUCUCAGGUGGUAGAUCUUGGCAAAUCCUUUUGCUUGUUUUCUUCGCGGGCGCCACUAAAAAUUGAAAAAGUCUGGGUCUUGCAGAGGCGAGCCCUUGACUGUUCAAUCUCCGGGAACGCAGACCCGGAGCUUCUGCUACGUUUCCGACAUGGUAGCCUUCAUCUGGUUCAUUCUGGUGUUUAUAUGCGGCAUUGGGUUCAUAUUUCAUCGUCUGAAAUAGGACUCUUUGUCGUCUCAAUGACCCAGGUCGACGGCCUCGUCCGACUGAUGGAAGGCGAUCACACGGGACCGAUCAACAUCGGCAACCCAGGUGGGCUUCCCCGGACGAUCUUGAGUUGACUUCACAUCAGAUGAAUUCUACCUGCAAAAAAAAAAAAACAAAAAAAUGCUGCCCAUCAGUCGAAUAUUUCUCACAUGCUAACUUGCCCUCUUCUCCAGGUGAGUUCACCAUAAUGGAGCUCGCGCAGACUGUGAAGGAGGUGAGCUUCUUAUUCUUCCUGAACCAGAGAGAGAGAUAGAGAGAGAGAGAGAGAGAGAGAGAGAGUCAAUGGAAUGAUGAGUGAUGGGCUGUUCUUUUUGUUUGGUCUCCCCUCAGUUGACUAACCCUUCGGUGCCGGUGAACGUGGUGGAGAACACGCCGGAUGACCCGCGGCAGAGGAAACCGGACAUCAGCAAGGCCAGGGAGCUGCUGGGGUGGGAGCCCAAAGUGGGGCUGCGGCAGGGGCUCCCCCUCAUGGAGGAGGACUUCCGGCAGAGGCUCGCCAUCCCCAGGGAGAACUGA